This is a messenger RNA of Capronia epimyces CBS 606.96, 1269 nucleotides long. RefSeq lists its product as uncharacterized. Gene Ontology annotation, molecular function: calcium ion binding; calcium-dependent phospholipid binding. The coding region runs from base 1 to 1269 and encodes 422 amino acids. The transcript has a single exon. Gene Ontology annotation, cellular component: cytoplasm. The record is from RefSeq and is a predicted model, not a curated record. Lineage: Eukaryota; Fungi; Ascomycota; Eurotiomycetes; Chaetothyriales; Herpotrichiellaceae.
AUGUCAUACGGCCCUCCGCAGGGUCAGGGUCAACCCCAAUGGGGAGGAUACCCUCCCGCAGGCCAGGGUUAUGGCUCGCCAUACCCUCAACAAGGUCCGCCGCAACACGUUGGCUAUCCACCACACCAGGGAGGAUAUCCCCCGCAGCAAGGAGGCUACAGUGCUCCUCCACAGCAUUUCGGAGGACCUCCGCCUCCCGCUGGGUAUGGUGGUCCUCCAGUGCUUCCUCCAGGCCAGCACCCCGUAGGCGGCCCUCCCCCUCAGCACGGAGGUUUCCCGCCGCAACAGUACGGUCCACCUCCUCUGCCGUCGCCAGGGUAUGACCCUCGAGCACAAGCGCAUGGUGAUGCCUCCGCCGACGCAGAUGCUCUUCGCGCCGCGAUGAAAGGGUUCGGCACCGACGAAAAGGCCCUCAUUCGAAUCCUGUCCAAACCCGACCCCUUGCAAAUAUCUCUGUUAAGAAACACAUACAACCAGCGGCAUCGUCGCGACCUAGAACGAGAUAUCAAGUCCGAAACAUCAGGCUACUUCCGCGAUGCGCUCGUGGCACUCGUACGAGGCCCCCUCCUAGAUGACGUGCACAAUGUCCAUGAGGCGAUCAAGGGCUUGGGGACGAAGGAGUCUAUGCUCAACGACGUCCUUCUUGGCCGCUCAAACGCCGACAUGCGCGCCAUCAAACAAGCCUACCAACAAACAUUCCAGCGCAGUCUCGAGGCCGACGUGAAGGGUGACUUGUCGAUGAAGACUGAGACAUUGUUCAGCAUGGUCAUGGCUGCAACAAGAAAUGAGGAAUCCACGCCUGUGAUCCUAGCCGAGCUUGACCGCGACUGUAGCGACCUGCAUCGCGCCAUGGGCGGUCAGAUCGGCACGGAUCAGAUCACCGUAUGCAGCAUCCUGUCCAACCGAAGCGAUGGCCAGAUCCGUGCCAUCAACCAACACUGGCAGCAGAAGUACCACGGCAGCCUAGAGAAGACGAUUGAUUCCGAGUUCUCAGGCCACAUGAAGGAUGCUCUAUUGUUGAUAGUUCGCCGCGCUUCGGACCGUAUCAUGUCCGACGCCGUACAGCUGGAAGAUGCGAUGGCCGGGCUCGGCACCAAGGAUGUUCUGCUCGUCCAGCGUGUCGUCCGGGUCCAUUGGGACAGGGCACACUUGGAUCAGGUCAAGCGCGCAUACACACACCGAUAUAAAAAGGACUUGAUCCAGCGUGUCAAAGGAGAGAUCCACAACAACAAACACUACGAGGGCUUGAUGGUUGCUUGUUUGUCUUGA